Drosophila navojoa is the source of this 887-nucleotide messenger RNA. RefSeq lists its product as uncharacterized. NCBI's taxonomy places the organism in Eukaryota, Metazoa, Arthropoda, Insecta, Diptera, Drosophilidae. The record is from RefSeq and is a predicted model, not a curated record.
UAAUCGCCAAUCGAAAUGCCCAAGGCAUCAGUUGCAAUGUUGACUAGGAAGUGUGCGAUUCUCUGCAUUCUAUUGCCCUUGCUGGGUGCCAGCUGUGUCCUGGCAUCGGAGUCAUGCUUCUAUUGCCGCGGCAUCAACUGUCAAAGGAGCAGCUAUCAGGUCACAGAGCAGUGUGUCGAUCAGCUCGAUGCAUGUGUGAGUGUGUUUGGGGGCGUGGUUAGGGCGCAGGGCUGUCUGGAACGGCUGGACGACAGCUGGCGAGAGCAAUGCGAGACCAAAGCUCACUCCCGAGUGCAGUGCGAGAUUUGUGUGAGCGAAAAGUGCAAUACUAGGAGCUCCCCUCAGCUCUCCUGUGUGCAGUGUAACGAUACGCAGGAUGAACGCUGUCGAACUGCUCCAGAGCAGCUGGCGGCACAAACCUGUGGCAUAGCUCGCAGCGGACGCAACCUGUGCUACGCGAGCAUCAAGAACCAACACGUCGAGAGAGGUUGUUCACUAACAUUAGCUGAUCAGCUCACUUGCCUGGCCGAUCUCAAUUGCAAGCUAUGCGACCCAGCCGAAAUUUCCCAUUGUAAUACUCAGCUUCUCGAGGAAAUUGAAGAGACGACCUCCACGAGCACAACUGAAUCGAGCUCGACUUCAUCGACUUCCAGUUCCAGUUCCAGUUCCAGUUCCAGUUCUAGUUCCAGUUCCAGUUCCAGUUCCAGUUCAACCUCAACUAGUAGCACUACGACUUCCACUACUACUAGUCCAUCCCCUGAGCCGCCAACUCCAACGCCUCAGCCCGGCAGUGCUCAAAGCUUAUGUACGAAAAAAAUUCCCAUUUUACUAUUGGCUCUGCAGCUGGCUAUGUAUUUUUAUGCCUCCAAUAAAUAAUUUGGCAGAAA